Molecule: messenger RNA, 1646 nt
Organism: Puntigrus tetrazona (Sumatra barb)
Lineage: Eukaryota; Metazoa; Chordata; Actinopteri; Cypriniformes; Cyprinidae
Gene: edn2
Product: endothelin 2
Exons: 5
Coding region: 209-709 (166 amino acids)
Biological process (GO): regulation of vasoconstriction; regulation of systemic arterial blood pressure by endothelin; vein smooth muscle contraction
Cellular component (GO): extracellular region
Molecular function (GO): hormone activity; endothelin B receptor binding
Source: RefSeq, a predicted model, not a curated record
CCUCAGUCCGGCCUGCAGCCAAUCGGGAGACAGGGCCGGCUGGACUCGGUGUUGUGUAACGGCCGGGUGGGCGGAGCUUCGGGGAGGAUAAAUGAAGGCGGGCAGGUUGAGUUGAACACAAGCACCUGUCAGUCUCUCUGGAGCUCGGUGGACUGCAGACGCUAACCGUGCAUCCUCACUUAACUGGAUUUAACAGUAACUCUAGAGAAUGGCUUUCUCUCUGCAGACCGCUCUCUUCAUCUCAGUUACACUCUGUGUGCUGCGGCAAGGGUUUGGAAAUCCACUGCCGGAUCAGCCUGAAGCAUCAAGCAGUCCACCUGCUCUCAAACGGGUCCGCACCAAACGCUGCUCCUGCAGCAGCUGGUCGGACAACGAGUGCGUCUAUUUCUGCCAUUUGGACAUCAUCUGGGUCAACACACCGAACAAGAUCGCUCCUUUCGGUCUGGGAAGCCCUCUGUCCCGUCGCCGGCGCUCCACGGGCCGCUGUGAGUGCUCCAGCCCCUCUGACCGGACCUGCUCCGGUUUCUGUCACAGCAGUUCGGAAAAUCCAGAUAUGGAGAUCGUGACCCAGCAGUCGAAUCGCAUCGACAGACCUGGCGGUUAUCUGCUGUCGUCUCUCAGGAAGGCGAUGGAAGACGGCCUCGUGAGAGCCUCACGAUCGGCUUCAACCAAGAAGAAAUCCAGGCUGAGGAAUCUGUUGAUCAGUUAGAUCCGGAGAGAGAGAGAUGAGGUGAUGGAGAGCCUGAACAAAAGAGGACCUGCCUCGUGAGAUUCACUGGACUCAGGACCGAGCCGAACCGCUGAGACCCAAAGCUCCUUCAGCUGAAGAGGACGGAGAAAUGAGCAGAACUACUGCAAACAGCGUUUCGUUGUAUCGUCCGAGAAGAUACGCAGUGUGGGAAAGAUGAAAGAAAAAACCCCGUACCGUCCGCAUGAAAGACUUACUGUAUAAACUGAAUAUUUUAUUUCCAUUACCCUUUAUUUAUUAGCUUUUCCUCUGUAUCAGAGCUGAAUUUGGUUAUUUAUUUAUUUAUGUAUUUAUUAUUCAUCCAUUCGGCGCUGAAUGGGUCCGACGCUUCCUUCGAUCAGCUGCUCACGAAAGCGUCCAAAUGUUCAAAAAAACAAAACAAAAAAAAAGCGCAGUGAGGAAUGUUUAUCAGUUUGGUUUUUUUUUUCACGUCUCUUCCUUCCCUCAAUUUUUCCUCAUUUUUUUCCCUUCAGUGAAGGCGGAAGUAUUUAUUGCAUACUUUCAGUGAAGUGUUUUUACUGUUCAGAUACCAGCAGGUUUCAAUAGCUGAAAGCUCGCCAAAAAUGCUGUUAUUGUUUUCUCAAAGUACAACCCGGCUGCUGCUGUCUGCCGGCUCGAUUCUAGAAAUACCGUAGCACUGUAUAGAGUUUCCCGUUCAUGACUACUUCAGUCAUACGUACAGAGUUGUGACUAUUGUAAUAUAUAUGCAUUUUGUUCUCGCUGUACCUUGUUCUUGUUUUCUUUUCGUGAAGAAAAGGACUAUUAGUUACUCACAGAUACUUGAAUGUUUAAACUUGAACCGCUUACGAACUGCUGUCGGUUUGUUAACUUAUUUAAUUUAUUUCAUGAAAUGUAUUUUUGUAUUAUUGCCUCCAUUAAUAAACAGCAUACCACUGAA